UUUUUUUCAAAACAGCUCUAUAAUAACCCUUAAUCAUACACGCCAUACAGCUCAUAAGGCAGUUGAGAAGAAUUGGAAAAGUCCUCCAUUCCUCUUUGAUCCGUGAAAUCAAAAGAAGAAUUUAUUCAAAAUCUGUUAUUCUCGGAAAACCCAAUUCGGAAAGAUGCAUGACUUCUGCUUCACAAUUCCUUAUGGAUUGAUUUUGGUUGGUGGUGGCAUUUUUGGCUACCUCAGGAAAGGGAGCAUAGUUUCGCUAGCUGGAGGUGUGGGUACGGGAUUAGCUCUAAUUCUCGCUGGAUACUUGAGCCUUGGAGCUUUCAAGAAGAAGAAGAACUCUUAUCUUGCUCUGAUUCUUGAGACUGUAUGCAGCGGUGCGCUCACCUGGGUGAUGGGACAGCGCUAUUUACAGACUUCAAAGAUCAUGCCGGCUGGUGUUGUUGCUGGAAUCAGUUCUCUCAUGACUUUAUUUUACCUGUACAAGCUCGCAACUGGUGGUAACCAUAUUUCUCCCAAGGCUGAGUAAUGAUUUCAAAUACUUCUUCCGAUAUUCAAUAUAGGAAACGCACUGGAUCACACUAGAAACUCGAACAAUGUAUUAGUAUACAAACAAUUGCUGUUAUUGCUAAUUUUACAAAGGUUGGACGUGUAAACUGAAUGAUCAUUGCUGAAUAUAGACCAGGUGGGUUGAAAGAAAGGCUUAGAGUUGUUAUUUGAACGUGUGCUUGGGAGAGCUCUGAGCUGUUGCUCGAUGGGUCUGUCCUUUUACAUUUGUUAUUUCUUGGAAUCAAGUUUUCUCGUAAAUCUUUGGAUUCUGUUACAAA
This is a messenger RNA of Cucumis sativus (cucumber), 821 nucleotides long. RefSeq names its product protein FATTY ACID EXPORT 5. Lineage: Eukaryota; Viridiplantae; Streptophyta; Magnoliopsida; Cucurbitales; Cucurbitaceae. The transcript has 3 exons. The coding region runs from base 164 to 523 and encodes 119 amino acids. Gene Ontology annotation, cellular component: membrane. The record is from RefSeq and is a predicted model, not a curated record.